This is a messenger RNA of Vespa crabro (European hornet), 1804 nucleotides long. RefSeq names its product homeobox protein OTX2-like. The record is from RefSeq and is a predicted model, not a curated record. Lineage: Eukaryota; Metazoa; Arthropoda; Insecta; Hymenoptera; Vespidae. Gene Ontology annotation, cellular component: nucleus. Gene Ontology annotation, biological process: regulation of transcription by RNA polymerase II. Bases 296 to 1396 code for a protein of 366 amino acids. The transcript is spliced from 5 exons. Gene Ontology annotation, molecular function: RNA polymerase II cis-regulatory region sequence-specific DNA binding; DNA-binding transcription factor activity, RNA polymerase II-specific.
CAACGUGAUACCGUUGAGAAACACGUCGGCAGACUCGCUGCUGAAGGAUACCGACAGUGAGGACUCCAACGACGAGAUUCCAAACAUACGAAAGGUGAACGAGACCUGGUAUUACAAAGCGACGAGUUACGGCGAGUCAGUGAGCGUAAUUAACGAAAGAAGAGAAGAAAAUAUUAGCGAUCGUAGCAGUGAUAGUGGAGGUGGGUGGGAGCCGAAAGUGAGUAUCAAUCACGAAAUAAGGAGGAGCGAUUACGACGCAGCUGUGGCGGGUGAGCUGGCUUGCCUCGCGGGAUACAUGGCGGGGUAUCUGAAGGCGGCGGGUGCCACUUGUGCCCCGACCGGAAGUCCUCAGUACCACCCCCACAGUCAUCCGGCAAUGGGAGUUGGAACGCAUCCACAUGCACAUACUCAUCCGCACCCUGGUGCACCACAUCCAGGACUACCAUCCCCGUUUGCUCUUGCUACACACGGACAUCCUCAUCCUCAUCCGUUGGAACAUGGAUUAGCAGCAUUUCCACAAGGAAUGAACCAACGCAAACAACGUCGUGAAAGGACAACCUUCACUAGGGCCCAACUUGACGUAUUGGAAGGGCUCUUCACAAAAACAAGAUAUCCAGACAUAUUUAUGCGCGAGGAAGUUGCGCUUAAGAUCAAUCUACCGGAGUCGAGAGUACAGGUGUGGUUCAAAAAUCGUCGAGCGAAAUGUAGACAACAAUUACAACAGCAACAACAACAGCAACAACAGCAACAACAAAACUCACCGUCUAAGGGUUCACCGAGAGCGAGCCAAUCUCAAACAAAUGGAAACCAGAGUGGGAAAAUGGCCGCUACGACCAGCUCGUCGACGCAACCAAGUCGACGUUCAUCACCGGUCUCCCCACCACGUGGAAAGGAGGCACCAAGUACGAACUCGCCGUUGUUAUCGGCCAGUUCGUCUUAUCCACGGCUUGGUGUAACUCCGACCGGUGGAAGUGGUGCCAAUAGUGCUCUUACGACACCAUCACCCCCGCUCACACCUGGAUCGAGUCAGCUACCCCCAUCCUCGUAUCCUCCGCCAAUGAACCAGAUUCACCACGGUGAAUACGGUUUCACGUGGAGCUCUGCAUCACCCGGAUCUGUGAAUCCGAGUCAGUGUUAUGCAGGGCAGACUUACAAUGCCUACCAGAAUCCAUACACCAGCGGCGAUUAUUAUCAGACCCAAAUAUCCCACAUGCAUCACAGUCCGCAGGGGAACUAUCACCAUCCCCAAUAUCAUCAUAACAUGGCAUUAACGUCUUCGAUGUCACAUCUUACUACCCAUCAUCUCAAUCCAAGUAGCAGUAACGAGAUGACGAAUACUACUGCUGAUAACGAUGGGUACAUUUUGCCCGAUCAAAAAUAUCAGGCGAUGGUAUAGCGCAACACCAGGACCUCAGGAAUAUUUCAUCGUGGACAACAAGAGGCUAUCGGGAGCGUUCCUAAUUCAUCGACGACGGUAUCAUCUUCGGCAUCAUCUUAUCAUUGGCGUAUCAAUAAUGCUCCUAAUUGUCACGAAAUAAACGGUAGUCUCGAUUCUUCUGACGAUAAUUAAUUUCGGUCCACGAUGGAUUCCUUUGUUUAUUCUUCUUCUACUUUUUUUUAUUCUUUUCCUUUUCUUUUUUAUUUUUCUGUGCUUUUUCAACAGAACCCAAGAGAGAUUCUGUUUUUUUUCGUCGAUUUUUUUUUAAAUCGUCGUAAACAAAAAAGGGAAUUCCAUUAAUUGAUUUUAUUCAUUUUUUUCUCGCGAUUAUUCUUGCUUCGUUAAUAAACGUAAUCUUCAUCAUUA